GGUAUGCUUUUCUUGGUCGGCCUUGGGCUGGGCUCGCCUGAAGAUAUUUCUCUGCGAGGCUUGAAAGCUCUCCAGUCUUGCAAUCAUAUUUUCUUAGAAGCUUACACUUCGCUUAUGACAGAACUAGAAAUAGAUGAUGGUACCAGUGGCAAGACGCAUUUAGCAAAAAGUCUAGAAUUAGAUGAAUCCAAAAUAGUACUUGCUGACCGAACGCUUAUUGAGCAGAAUUGCGAAAGUGAAAUUUUAUCUAAAGCUGUUGGCCAAAAUGUUGCGCUGGUAAUCGUAGGAGACCCUUUUGCAGCUACGACACAUCAUGACAUAUACCUGAGAGCGAGGCAAAAAGGAAUUGAAGUUGAAACAAUUCAUAAUGCGUCAAUUUUGACGGCUAUAGGCUCAACAGGGCUACAGCUUUAUCGUUUUGGUGAAACUGUUUCAUUAUGUUUUUGGACUGAAACGUGGAAACCGAUUAGCGCGUUUGAAAAGAUUGUCAAGAAUUUCAAGUCUGGACUUCAUACGUUAUGUUUGCUUGACAUUAAAGUGAAAGAACAGAGUAUUGAAAAUAUGUUAAGAGGGAGGCCAAUUUUUGAGCCGCCGAGAUUUAUGUCUGCUAGUCAAGCUGCCUCUCAAAUAUUAGAAUCAAUUGAAAUCUUCAGCGAAACCGAAGGUGCGGGCGAUUCCAAGGAUUGCCCUCUGAAUCUUGAUUCGUUUUGUGUUGGUGUUGCAAGACUAGGAUCGAAAAAUCAAGAGAUAAAGUUUUGCUCUUUGAAGGAAAUGGUUGACUCGGAAUUGGGAAAACCGCUGCAUUCUUUAGUAAUUCCUGCGUCUUUACACGAACAUGAAUCUGAGUUUCUGGAGCUAUUCAAAAAAUAAUUUCCUGACGUUUGUUAGAAAGAAAACGACUGAAAGUUUGUUAUUGGUGGUGCUAUUUUUAGAUCACUGCUUACCUUGAUUUGAUAGCCAAGUGUUUUUGAUUG
Molecule: messenger RNA, 974 nt
Organism: Symsagittifera roscoffensis
Lineage: Eukaryota; Metazoa; Xenacoelomorpha; Acoela; Convolutidae
Product: diphthine methyl ester synthase-like
Exons: 1
Coding region: 4-870 (288 amino acids)
Biological process (GO): protein histidyl modification to diphthamide
Molecular function (GO): diphthine synthase activity
Source: RefSeq, a predicted model, not a curated record